AUGAUGAUCUGGUUGCCUCCUCUGGUACUUGAUCCACUCUUGUUACUGGGUUCCUCCCUGGAGAAUUACAUCCAAGAAUGCAUCAAAGCUCUCGGCAAUUCCGUCAACCGUCUAUCCUCCCCCGUUGGGGGCGGCGUCGGCAAGGACGGAUGCAAUAGCUUGAUUAGGAAUGUCGGUUUCUUCCAGCAGAGGCCGAAGAUUAGGGUGACAUCAAAGUUUGACAAGAGGACGGUGAAGGUCUUUACACAACCCAAUUAUUUGCAUAACUUUGUCCAAUCGACAUUCUAUGCCCUCAGGGAUGAUAAAGUUAGGGGUGCUACACUUGUUGUUUUCGGUGAUGGCCGCUACUUUUCAAAGGAUGCAAUUCAGGUCUGUCACAUACUUGCAGACGUAACUCAAAAGGGUUUGGAUGAUUUACCUUUUACUUUCUCAUUCCCUGAUUGUUCGGUGUCUUAA
Messenger RNA from Oldenlandia corymbosa var. corymbosa, 456 nucleotides. The record is from the annotation of a GenBank genome assembly. NCBI's taxonomy places the organism in Eukaryota, Viridiplantae, Streptophyta, Magnoliopsida, Gentianales, Rubiaceae.